AUGGCCAUCACGAACGCACAGUGGACGCAGCUGGCUUCAGCAGAUCGCCUUCGUCGAUCCUCGCAGGCGGUCUCUGUUGUCGGCCCUAAGAUCUACGUUUUUGGUGGCGAGUUGGCACCAAGAAAGCCUGUUGACAACUUGUUCGACAUCUUGGGCGUCAAGCAGCCGGCGCUGAAGACGGUGGAAGCCGGUUCAGGCACUGCACCUUGCCCUCGCGUCGGCAGCCCAAGCGCCACCAUCGGACACAAAAUCUACCUCUUCUCAGGCCGCGGAGGCAUUGAGAUGCACCCUGUCGAAGAGGACGGGGCAUUGUGGGAAUAUGGCACGACAGAAAACACCUGGCAGCUUAUCAAGCCGACGGAUUCCCAGGCUCCCUUUCCCGUUGGUAGGAGCUACCAUGCGAUCACAUCAGACGGCAACAGAACGAUCUACGUUCAUGCUGGGUGUCCUGAGACGGGCAGGCUCUCGGACAUGUGGGCGUUUGAUGUUCAGGAAAAGAGCUGGCGCGAGCUGGCUUCGGCCCCGGAGCCUACGAGAGGUGGCACUUCAAUCGCCCAUGUCGGAGGCAAAAUCUAUCGUGUAGGAGGAUUUGAUGGCAAGACCGAGCAGGGCGGUGCUCUCGAUAUCCUGGAUGUUGGUCAAAACAAGUGGGCUGCGAUCAAUUACACUGCAGACAAUGCCCAAGGCCCUGAACCAAGGAGUGUCGCGGCACUGCUGGCAGUCGAGUCCAAGUACCUCAUCUCCUUGUUCGGCGAGCGUAAUCCGAGCUCUCUUGGUCAUGCAGGCGCGGGCAAGAUGCUGGGCGACGUGUGGGCCUGGGACAUUGAGGGGGCCACCUGGCAGAAGAUCGAGCCUUCAAUCGCCGGCGAGGCGGCACCUGCACCUCGCGGGUGGUUCGACGCCGAUAUCUCCCAGAAUGACGGCGAGGCCCCCACACUCAUUGUUCAUGGCGGGCUCAGCGAAGACAAUGAGAGGCUGGGUGACGUGUGGAUGUUGAAGUUUGCGCGGGAGUAG
Emericellopsis cladophorae is the source of this 1014-nucleotide messenger RNA. RefSeq names its product Kelch repeat protein. Gene Ontology annotation, molecular function: protein binding. The coding region runs from base 1 to 1014 and encodes 337 amino acids. The transcript has a single exon. NCBI's taxonomy places the organism in Eukaryota, Fungi, Ascomycota, Sordariomycetes, Hypocreales, Bionectriaceae. The record is from RefSeq and is a predicted model, not a curated record.